This is a messenger RNA of Argiope bruennichi, 8036 nucleotides long. RefSeq lists its product as uncharacterized. NCBI's taxonomy places the organism in Eukaryota, Metazoa, Arthropoda, Arachnida, Araneae, Araneidae. Bases 230 to 7834 code for a protein of 2534 amino acids. The transcript has 10 exons. The record is from RefSeq and is a predicted model, not a curated record.
UAGACACGCGCUUUUUGUAAAUAAACAUUUAAAUAUUGUAAUGUUAAAAUAGUAAUCUUCUUUAACUUCAAUUAAACAUUUUAAUCUCUUAAGUUUUCUUUUCUGGUUUAAAUGAUCAUUAGUAAGGCUUUGUGUAUCUAGAUAGUACAAGGCAGUAAAAUUUCAUUUCAGCUGAAACAUUUUAAUAUUUUGACAUUAUUUCACAUAUGUUUAUAUAUUCGCGAAGGAAAUGUCCAAAAUAAGUAAUAACAUUCCUGAUUUAGAAACCAAUGAUUCAACAGUAAAUAUGGCUGUCUCAGAUGCUGAUCCAUCAUUUCUAGUUUCCCGCUAUAAGGAAAAAUUGUCACACAGUAUGAAAGUCCUUCUGAUGUUUAAUAAGGAACUCAGCUAUGUAAAAAAAAGGAAUGAAGAGAUUGAAAUAGAAAAUAUUCGGCAACGACUGCAUAUUCAGCAAUUGGAGAAAAGGUUAGCUGAACAUAUUGCUGAAUUCCAUAAAGAUGAUGAAAUAGAUGCAUACAUAGAAAAGGUUGAUAAUUUGUGCAAUAAUUCCUUGAAUCGAGAUCAGCAGGAUCCCAUUCCAUAUCUGUCAUCAGAUAAUGAAGUAGCAAAUGAUUAUUGUCACAAUUCAAAUGCAUUUCAAAAUAAAAUCUCAUCAUAUCCACCAGCAAAACAAAGAAAAGCACGAAAAACUUUCAUAAACAGGAAAGUUGUUCAUACUGAGAAACCAUUAUCAAAUCAACAAAAUCACAAAGGAGAUAUAGAAGACAUUCAACUACUGAGUGAAUCAGUUUUUCAGGAAAUUAAAUCUGAGACAGAAUCACCUCCCAAAUUUAAUCCAACUGAAGCGUCUGCACAAUGUACUAAUAUCAAAACAGAAUUGUCUGAGUCUCCAAUGAAUACUAUUAUAUUGAAAAAAGAAAAAGAGCUAGAAUUUCAUAAACUGGCCGGUGUAAGAAUUCCAAUUAAAAAUUUUGAGAAUAACUUUAUAGAUAACAAUAAUCCUUCAUUAAGUAGAAAUUCUUUAACUGAAUCACCUGUAACCUAUGUUGAAAAUGGUAUUCCUAAGAAAAUGGACAUAUCAACUAACUGUGGUGACUUUCUGCAUCGGGAAGAAUCAAUACCAACUAAAAAGAAAGCAUCUUAUGUUAAAAAUACUUUAGAAGAGGGAACAAAAGAUUUUCAAGAUGUAGUUUCCAGUGUUUCUUCUGUCCAAACGCAACAAAAAGAAGCGCAGUGUAUAUCGGUGAAUGGGAAGUGUUCUAUAUCUGAUGAUGAUACAGAAGCAGUUACUGAUAAAAAUGAAAAUUCUGAAAGUGACUCAAGCUGUAAUUUCCAAAAGAAACAAAAAAGGCUUAGAAAGAAGAAAAAAUCUUUUACUGCACAAACCUCUAAAAUCUAUAGAUCUUCACACAAACAAAUUUCUCCCCAGUUUGAUUUACUUAAUAAGAAGUCAGAUAAGAAAAGCAUUAUUGACAGUGGAACUUUAAGUAUCAAACAGUCAUUUUCUGAAAGUGAUUUUAGUACUGAAACAGCUAUGACUGAAAAUGAAAUGGAUGAAAACUCAGAGAAUGGUGCUUGUGCAAAAUACAGAGAAAAACAGAAAAAUAUCAAAGUUUUAUGUGAAUCUAUACUUUCUUUUAACAAUGAACACUUUAAAUCUAAUGAUGAAAGACCAUUCAAAAGUAAAAUGGUGGGACCUGAAAAGGGUAGUAGUUCUGAAACAAGUGUAUCAGUUUUUAAUCAAAGUGAAUAUGUAAAAAACAGUAGAAGAAAAAAUCGUAAAAGAAAAUUGAAAAGAUUUCAAGCAAAAGGUAGUUCAAACGAUCUGUGUAAUAUAAAUUCUGUUGGAUCUCCAAAACCCUCUCAUGUUGAAGAAAGUGAUUCAUCUAUUCAAAAGCCACUAAGAAAGAGAGUGAAAACUCUUGACAGUGAAACAUCGGAUGAUAUUCCAUUUUUAGAACAUGAAGGAACAGUCCAAGGUGAAAUUAGGGAUGAUAUAUCUUUGAAACAAGAUUUCAGUAUUAAAGUAAAUACUAACCAAGAUUCAGACACUGAAAGUAAUCGUAGUUUUGUACCAGAAAGAAAACUAAGAAACCACAAAAAAGGAGGAAUUAAUGUUAACCAGGAUUUAAAUACUGAAAGCAGUAGAAAUAUUGGGUUUGAAAGAAAAUUAAAAAGUUAUAAAAAAGGAGGUGAGAAUACUAAUCAAGAUGCAGACAUUAAAAGUAAAAGGAAAAUUGUGCCUGAAAGAAACCUGAGAAGUUGCAUAAAAAGAGAAACAAAUGUUAAGCAGUUAUCAAAGGCUGAAAAUAAUAGAAGUAAAAGGAAUGAAAAAUUAGAAGGAAAUGUUAACCAAGAUUCAGAUACUGGAAGUAUUAUAUCCGAAAGAAAAUUAAGAAGUAAUAAGAAAAGAGAUUCAUCAAUUUGUCCAUCAAAUUGCAUUGUUUCUCAAUCUCAGAAAAAUCCUUGCUGUUCUGAAAAAAUUGGUUUAACUGUUACAAGAUCUUUGAGGAAAAGAAUGCAAAACAUUAAACAAUCCUCUUCAAAUUCAAGUGCUUCAAAAAGAAUCAUGCAGAAAGGAUCGAAUUGUCAAGAAAAGUCUUCAGAAAAUAAUAAGUUAAUCAAGAAAUGUUCUAGCAAAUUAAAAAAGAAUAAAAUGCCAUCAAAAGAAGAUAUUGUUUCCUCUGAUAGUAUUAAAACGCCGCUGCCUCUCAGUCACGGAACCUCAACAAAGAAUCAUAUCAUUUCAAAAGAAGAAAUGGAUGCCAGUUCACAAAUAACUGAUCAUCAAAAGAAACAGUUCUCUAAAAAUUCUUUCAAAGAUAAGAUUGAACAGAUAAAUGUUUCAGCAGAAGAGAAUAAAGUUGAGGAUCAAAUAAAUUCCAAGUUAGAAAAUACCAGUUCACAAAUAACUUAUCAUGAAGAGGAACAGUUCUCUAAAAAUUCUUUGGAAGAUAAGAUUGGGCAGAUAAAUGUUUCAGCAGAAAACAAUAAACUAGUUGAGGAUCAAAUAAAUUCUAAGUUAGAAAAUACUAUUACUUCAGUUGUCAGGGAAAAUAAGAAUUUAGAAGAAGAAUCACUUUCCAAAUAUAAUAAAAAUACAAAUCAAGAAUUGGCAAAUGAGAAUCAACAUUCAAAAAAAAAUAACCUUGCUGAGAUGGAAGGACAAAUAGCUGUGAAACCUAUCCUAAUAACAAGUUCAUCCAUUGAACAAAUUUCAGGUAUCUUUUCAACGAAGCAAGAAUUUUCAAUAGAAAGAGCAGUUAUUACUAGGGAAAAGACUCCAGAUUUGAAUCAAACAUCUACUAAAUGUCUAAUUUCUCUAGAAGAAACAAAAAUAGCAAACAAUGGAAAUAUAUCUGAAAAUAUUAAAGAAACUUCAGAGAAUUGCCUACAUAAGUUGCAACAAUAUGUAAGCUUGAAAUCCACCAAUAUCUCAUCAAUUUGUAGGGAAAAAAUUUCUGUGAAUGAUAAAAAUUUAGUAGAAGAAGAUUUUAAAAAUAUACUUCCAAAAAAAUGUUUUGUUUUGUUAGAGAAAAUAAAUAUCCCAGCAGAAUUUGAAAAUAGGGAGUCAGUGAAUGUUAAUCACUUGAAUAUUACUCUAAGUGAAGGUCCAGCUAGUAGUAUUGAAGAGAAGACUGAAAUUUCUGGCCCUGAUCCUCUUGUUGCAAUAGAGGAAACAGAACAUAAGGCAAAAAAAGAGAAACAUAUUAUGAGCCAAUUAAAAGAUUCUACAAAUCCUCUCAAGGAAAAUUGUGAAGGGGAUUUCAGUUUUGACUCUGAUAGUACCCCUGAUAUUAAUUCUGAUUUCAUUUCAGAAGAGAGUAUAUAUGACGAUUCUGAUGGUGACCCUGAUUGGAUUUUGAAUGAUUCUAUUCAAGAUCCAUGUAAAUCCUCAGAGAAAAGGAAUAAAGAAAGAAUUUCAUUGCAUGAAGAUAGUAGCAAUGAUAAGAUUCCAGUUAGAGAAAAUAAGACACUUAAUGUUGCAAAGAAAAUUAAACAUUUAAGCCUCAACCAAAAAAUUUUAAAAGUAAAGUUUGAUGUACCAAAAAAGAAGCCCCGUAAUGGAAUCAUAACUAAAAAAGAAUCAUCAUUGGAAAAUCAUAUUAAUUCUGCCAUAAAACAAGAUUUAACCAAAAAGAAUGAAACCAUAAGGAAAUGGGAAAAGCUUUUUUGGGGUACUGAUUCCAGUUCAGGCUCUUGUCUAGAAUCUGCCUUAGAUGAAAAUAAUGAGAAAUAUUUAACUAAAGAUGCUGAUUUGAAUAACUGUACAGAAACUAUGACUGAAGACCAGGUUUCUAGCUUAAAAAUGAAAGAUGAAUCAUUUGCAGUUACUGCUAUCAAAAACGAUCAAUUAUUAAAAAAUCGAGAAUCAGAUUGUAGUUUAAAAAAUAUAGAAAAGACUGCUGUAAAAAAAGGCAAAAAUAAUAUGCAGAAAAAAAGUAGAAUUGAAAUUGAUGACAAUGAUUUUGAUUUUGAUGCAGAUCUGAUCAUUGAUGAAAUAAACUGUGAAACAUUAGUAUUGCCCAAAAAUUUGGUUAGAAAGAAAAGUCAUAAAAAAGUCUUAUCAGUUGAAGAUAGAAUAUUUGGAUCUGACUCCAGCUUGAGUAAUGAGGAAAAUAUUAUGCCAAAAGAACAGAAAAAUAAUGAUAUUGACUCUUCAAAUUGCCAUCAUAAAGUUGUAUCUGAAAAUAAUAAUGACAAUGAUUCUGAUUUUGACCCUGAACUUAUAGAUGAAAUAAUUUGUGAAGAAUUGCAAUUACCUGAACACUUGAUUAAAAAUGAUCUUCAAAAAGAUAUACCAGUUGAAAACAAAAUAGUUACAUCUGAUAAUGGGAUAAAAAAUUCGGGUGAAUCUAAAAAUGUAACAUUUGAGAAAAAUAGUCCAAUUUCUAAUAAUAAAACUAUACAUCAAAAUAAUAAAAAUCACUGCGGUGAUUCUGAUAUUAUCCCAGAAUUGACUGUAUGUGAGAAAAAUUAUGAAGAGAUGCAGCUGCCUGAAAACUUGAUUGAAAAUAAUCCUAAAAAAACUCUGCCAAUUGAAGAUAAAAUAUUUGCAUUUACUUGUUGUAGAUCAAAAAAUGUCACUACAGAGGAAAGCAAAGAAGUUGCAGGAAAAAGUUCAAUUCAUCAGGAUAAAACUGUGUGGAAAAUAAAUAAAUUUUAUAAUAAUAGCAAUGAUUCUGAUAUUACUUCAGAAUCGAUUAAAAAUGGACAAAACUUGAAAGAAUUACAAUUGGUUGAAAAUGAUCAAGAAAAAUGUACAGCAGUUGAAGAUGAAGUAUCUGGUUCUAUUUCUAUCUUAGAAAAUAACAUUACUGCAGAAAAAUAUAGAAGAGUUACUAUUGGGGAAGGAAAUUCAAAUACUGAUGAAAAAAUUGUUCACAGAAUAAAUAAAAAUUGCAUUGAUAACUGUAAUUCUGAUAUUGGCUCAAAAUUAAUUGUAAAUGAACCAGAUUGUAAAAAAUUACUUUUGCAUGAAAAUGACCACCAGAAAAAUAUAUCAGUAACAGAUAAAAUGUUGAAAUGUACAAAGGAAAAUAAAAUGUCAUCUCAAGAGGAUGCUGCAUUUUAUGAGACUAGAUCACAUUUAUUGGAAAUGCAGCUCGCUGACAGUAAAAUAAGAAAUAUUGAGAAUGUUAUUCAGGAAUCAUGUGAAAAUGCUUCUAUUAUUUCUGAAAAGGAAGAAUUUAGUGUUAAAAUUGGCAUAGAAGAACAAAAUGAAAAUAUUCCUGAUAGUAAAAUUAAAUUGAUUACUAAUGAAGUUGAUAAUGAGGAGCUAAUGCAAGACUACAUAGAAUCUAAUUUAAUGGAUUCUUUGCCUCUUGAUAUCAAAGACUAUAAUAUAGGAAACAAAAAUAUAUUUGAGGAAUUGGUCUCAGUCUCUAAAUCCAAAUUGAAAAUGACAGAUAAACAAAAAUCUGGAAAUGAACAAAAUAUGGAAAAUGCUAUUUCAGAAAAAAAUACAUUUUUGGCAAGUGAAAAAAAAUUGUUGACUGAUAAUGAUAUGUUUGUAAAGAGUAAGGACAUUUAUUGUUCAGAUAUUGGCAAUAAUUCGGAUUAUGCCCCUGAACUAGUUACAGAAUCAAUCAGAGGAAAUAAUUAUGAAAAUUUAGAUGAGGGAAAUUCAAACACUCCUCAAGAAAAGGAAAUGUUGGCACAUAGUGAUAUGACUACAAAGAAUAUGGAAAAUUAUUAUCAAGAGACUAGUAAUCAUUCUUAUCAUGCUUCUGAAUUGAUUACAGAAUCAGUCAAAGCAAAUUAUGACAAUUUGAACAAGGUGGUUUCUAAUUCUUAUGACAGUUCUCAAGUUCAUACCUGUGAGAAUGAAAAUUCUCAAGAGGAAUUUUUACAAACUAAUCUUGACUAUUCAAAGAAACCUACUUUAAAAUUAUUACAAUCUAAUUCAGAUAAUGAUACCAAUCCUGACAUUUCUUCAACUGCAGUUUCUUUGCUUAAAUCUUCUGAGUCAGGCAUUAGGAAAAAUAUAAAAAGGCAUUCAGAAAGCUUUGGAGGACAAAGAUAUUCUCAAAAAUAUUUCAAACAUAAAAAGCUUGUAAAAAGAAAAACUUGUAAUGAAUAUUUAAAAUACAAAAAUGUUAAAAUUAAUCCUGAAAAUCCCAUUAAAAGUAUUCUGCAAGGCAUAGAAGUUAAAGAAAAUUUUUAUACAAAUUUAAAGCCUCAUACCUCUUUAUUUGUUGCUAAUGUACGCUUUACACAUUGUGUGAAGUUAGUGGUGAAUUAUUUAAUGCAUCCUGAUAAAACACCCAAUAUGGAAAGUUUAAUCUUUCAUGUUAUUAAAUAUUUACACCAUACUAGAGAAAAUCCCUUGGGAAAGGUUUCUGAAAAUCAAGAAUGUAUUUUCCUAUCAACUGCAGAAAAUUGUAUUGUUACUGCACUCUUUGAAAUUGAGCAGAAAUCAAAUCCUCGCUUUGAAGGAUUGUUAGCAACUAUUCUAAAUGCAAUGCAUCAAUUUAUUCUAGUUAAGAAUAAAAUGCAUAUUUAUGGUCUGGCUUCAUUAUGUCAAGUUCUCACAGAAAUAUGCAAACGCAGGGAUGAUAAAGUAAAGCCUUUGUAUUUAUGCUGUGAUUUACUAAAAGAAAAACAUAAAUUUGCUUCCUUACUUAUUGUUUCUAUAGCUAAAGUCUGGAAAGAAUUAUUUUGGAUAUCAAAUAAUCUAUCAGAGGAAGAAAAUGCUUUACAAAUUUCUAUUGCAUAUGGAAUUACAAAAAGUGUUAAAAGUUCUGCAAUAGUCUCUAUGUAUUGUAGUCUUGAAGUGGUUUCAGAAUAUUUUGAUGUUUCAAGAAAUGUGUCUGAUGUUAAUAAAGUCAUUGAAGUCUUAAAGAACCAAAUUCUUAAGAAAAGCACUGAAAAUUCACUGAAAGAUUCAUGGAAGUUGACUUCAGCGUUUGUGAUUUUUGCUUCGUUAGAAACUUGGGAAUCGACAAAGAAGUACUUGAUAGAUGAUUACAUUAUCCCAAAUUUGCAACAGUUUUCUCAUCAUGUUACUAAUGAAGAAGCCUUUGAUUUGUUUUGUAAUCUCUAUGUGGAUGUUUUUCUUUUAUUUCCUGAACACAGUCCUGAUGAAUUGUUGAUGAAGUUUUUUCAUUCUAAUUCUUCAUCUGAAGGUGACAGUUAUAUUCAGGAAUGUGCUGCUGUUGCCUUAAUCAGGCAUUUUAUUCUAUCAAAGAGAGAUAUGCCUUUAUUUUUAACAGCUUGGCAAGAGAAGAAUCCAACAAAACCCAAAGUAAAAGCAUUAAAAAGUUUGUUUCAAAGAAGACUUAUGUCGGAAAAUGCAACAGGUUUUUCAAAAGAUGAAAUUAUCAUCACGUGAAAAUAGUCUUGUCAUUAUUUAAUUUCAGAAAUGCUUAUUCAAAAUUCACCAAAUGUCAUGAAUAAGUAUUAAUUAAUUAUUUUCAUUAAAGAUCAUUAUGUAAAUUAUAUAAAUCAUUAUGUAAAUUAAUAAAAGUUUCAUUAGAAAGUUUUGUGAAUUCUGAAAAUAAAAAGUGUAGAUCAUACACACACAAAAAUGAAGU